Eutrema salsugineum is the source of this 1762-nucleotide messenger RNA. RefSeq lists its product as uncharacterized. The transcript is spliced from 16 exons. The record is from RefSeq and is a predicted model, not a curated record. The coding region runs from base 301 to 1578 and encodes 425 amino acids. Lineage: Eukaryota; Viridiplantae; Streptophyta; Magnoliopsida; Brassicales; Brassicaceae.
GAAAAUUUUCUAAGAUUAUUUGCUUUACAUGCUAAAAAAAAGGUUUCGAUUUUUAGUUGCCUAUUUUGGUAUCUGAAGCCUCUGAUUCUGAUUAUCUGUGUUUCGUUCACUUUGUAAUGUGGGUUCUUGUGUAGAUUUUCAGACAGAUUACCUUCUUGCAUGUGCCCAGAUCAACCUAUAGAUAACUGAGAUUUGGUGUCCGAAUUGAUUUCUUUGCUCUCUGUUCUUGUGGAGAGAGCCUUUCAUUUUCUCCUUGUGAAAGAGAAAACGAGAACGGUGGCUCUGCUCGGUGAAUAGAUUAUGGAACAUGAUUUACCGUCUAUUAAAUCAUGGAAGUCACUUGUUAAGAGAAGAAACAACGCUCAAGAAGGGGGUAAAUCGUCGUGGAAAAUGAAACCGGUUAUGGCGCUCAUGUGUACAGUUCUAUUGAUCUUUUGGUAUAAGACCACAAAUAUCCAGUAUCAACAGACAGAGCUAGAAGAAACAGAUUAUCCCUUUGAGAUGGCAAAGGAAUCUGAACCGGUGAGUGAAAAGUUGAAAGGUUUACCUUUUGGUAUCAUACAGCCUAGAUCAGAUUUGGAGUUAAAGCCACUUUGGUCAAGUAGUAGUUUGAGGUCAAAGGGAGGCGAAUUGACAAACCGUAACUUGUUGGCAAUCCCCGUAGGACUUAAGCAAAAGGAUAACGUCGAUGCUAUUGUAAAGAAGUUUCUUCCGGCGAAUUUCACUGUUAUUCUGUUUCAUUAUGAUGGAAACAUGGAUCAAUGGUGGGAUUUGGAGUGGAGCUCAAAAGCCAUACACAUAGUUGCACAUAACCAGACAAAAUGGUGGUUUGCAAAACGGUUUCUCCAUCCUGAUAUUGUCUCCAUUUACGAUUAUGUUUUUCUUUGGGACGAAGAUCUUGGAGUGGAGAAUUUCAACCCGCAAAAAUACCUGAGGAUAGUUAAAUCAGCAGGACUUGAGAUAUCUCAACCGGCCUUGCACCCAAAUUCAACCGAAGUUCACCAUCGAAUUACAGUCCGAUCUAGAACGAAGAUUUUUCAUAGAAGAGUUUACGACAGUAGAGGCAAUAUGAAGUGCUCAAAUGCUAGUGAAGGACCUCCAUGCACCGGAUUUGUUGAAGGAAUGGCUCCAGUGUUUUCGAGAUCUGCGUGGUUUUGCACUUGGAAUCUAAUACAAAAUGAUCUGGUUCAUGGGUGGGGAAUGGAUAUGAAACUUGGUUACUGUGCACAGGGUGCCCGUAGCAAGAAAGUUGGCAUUGUUGACAGUGAAUACAUCUUCCAUCAAGGCAUUCAAACUCUAGGUGGAAGUGGUUAUCCCGAGAAGAAGAACUCAGCUCGCAGUGGAGUCACUAGGAGACGUGGUUCUGCGACCUUUGAUUCAAGAACAGAGAUACGGAGGCAGUCAACAUGGGAGCUACAAACAUUUAAAGAACGAUGGAAUCGAGCGGUUGAAGAAGACAAGAACUGGAUCGACCGGUCUUCAUCAACUCGGAACCGGAUUGGCAAUAACCGGAGAUUAAAGCGGAGUAGUGUGAUUUCAAGUUUAGUGCAGAGGAAAGCUGAAGAGACUACUAAAUAAACACAUACUGAUUAAAUAUAGCAAAAGGUUUUGUCUCAUUGUUUAUAUUUGAUUUGAUAGUUAAUCCACACUACUCUCUUUGAUUAGUGUAGAUUUUAUUUUCUUAUUUAGAUGUGGUUCAGAGCCUCUCCAUAUUUCAUUAAUUCCACAUCUUUGAGCAUAAUUUUUCAAAAGGAAAUUUGGG